AUGGUGGAACCGAUGCCAGCAGCCAAGCGCCCUCUGCUCUCCACGCGAAGGAGCAGUCAAGGAGGCAUUGCUAUGUCUUUAGAAAUGCGCCCACCGCGCGAAUUACUCGAAAAAAUCGGCAUCAAAGGCAAAGAAAUCAUCAAAAUCAUCAAAGACUGGGACUGGGAUAUCGUGGAACCUCACGGUCUGCAGCAGCAAAAACUCUACUAUCUACCAGGAAGCAAGGCAAAAGGAGACCAAGCCAAACAGAAUGUGGAUUUUUUCGUGGGCGAAGGAGAACUCUACGCCUACAUAUUGAAACAAGGCGGAUUACGAUACUUGCUGCCGGACGACUCAGACGUGUCCGACAUUGAACCCACACAACCGUCCACGGUAGAAGAGGAGGUAGACGAGAACAACAGUGUAGAGAGUUCUACUGAGGAGAGCGACUCCUUAUCGGACCAUUCAUCAGCUGAGACUACAGGAGAACAGCGCAAGUGGAAACGACGGAAGAAACUUUCGACAGCGAGGAGUAAGUCGGUGGAGAAGACACCGCCUCCCAAACGUCUACAGAAGUCCAAGAAGAGCAGUAGUGUUGACGGUAGUACGGCUGAUGAACAGGACAAUAUUCGGGUAGAUCCGAGGAUCAAGUUGGAGCAGGCAAGCUAUAGCGGUAUCGGUCAGCAGACAGAAUUUAGUGAGUACGAGUCGUCGUGGAAGGCGCGAGGCUGGCGAGCGCAGUUGUUGCAAGACAUGGACGUGCAUUUACUGCGGUCGGUAGCAGCAGUGGAUCGACGACAUCGAGCUGUGGAGGCUUCAAACGAGGGCCACAAGAGUUCUGGUCGACCAUCGAAAGGCGUUGGGCCUCACGUACAAGACGCAGCGGAGAUUCUACAAGAGAUCGAGGGCCUUAAGCACAGUAUACGUGCGUCUCAUGACGAUUUAUCGUCGAUGAUUGAGGCGAUCAUUGCAAAGGCAGAGCGAUUGACCAUUCCUGACCGAAUCGACCCAGUCGGUCGCAUUGGAAUCCCUGGAUUCAUCUCCACUGGCUCAGGAACUCUAGUGCUUGUGCGUGAUAUCGAGCGGUAUCUGCUUCUCUUUGUUGCUGCUGUGCGUCGAUACCAACGAGCGAGGAGGAAUUUUUGUGCCAAUGAACCUACGGAUGGGAUAUCGCAGCCAUGCAAUCGAGGUGUGAGGCGAACAGACCUACGGGCUCUUCAGUUGAGCAUUGAAGAGUCCAAGAGUGAACUGCAAGAGCUGGCGAUUGUUAUCGCUGCAGAGGCGAGCAAGGCGUGUUUGGAAUACUCACAGGGUUCUACGAUGGGAGCUACAGAAAGAGCCUCGCAGGGUAUUAAUUCUUCCCAGAGUUCUUCAGGAACUACCGGUUGCAAUGGCGACACUGACCACGAUCAGUAUUCCAGCCAGCAGAGUGCGUCGUCACCUCAGAGACUUAAAGGAGGUCAGUGGUUUGUCUGA
Molecule: messenger RNA, 1455 nt
Organism: Phytophthora nicotianae INRA-310
Lineage: Eukaryota; Oomycota; Peronosporomycetes; Peronosporales; Peronosporaceae
Exons: 3
Coding region: 1-1455 (484 amino acids)
Source: RefSeq, a predicted model, not a curated record